CGAAGGGGCGGGGCCGCGCGGAGUCUCAGCGCAGCCAGGGAUGAGAAACUUAUCCCGGAUAUUUACCUUACUAUACCUGGCUCUUCCGACGGCGCCCCGUCCCGAGGCUUUCACAGCGGACAGUCUGAGGAAUAUGAUCCGUCUUUGAAGCGGGACGACUGAGGUACACAAUCAGUGUGAGACAGGCCGGCCUGGGCCAUUAAUUGUUCACCUGGAAACGAAGACCGGACACAUGUCCCCACUCAGUGACGAGCUGAGGGCAGGGUGUUUGUCUUGAGAGGGAGGCAGUGUUACCGAGGUAACAGACAUGCCAAAACCGGACCUGCUCUGCCUAGUUCAGCUGCUGGACAGCACUAUCGAGACCUUCAGAGUCAGCAAGCAGGAUGAAGGUGUGGUUCUGUUGGACCAAGUAUGCGACCACCUGGGCCUGCAGGAGAGGCAGCUCUUCAGUCUGCAGAUCAGAGAAUCCAGCACAGCCAUCGCCUCAAUCACGGCCAACACACACUCUCCUAGAUGGUUGGAGCCUGAGAAACCCUUGAAGAAGCAGAUAAAAGGUCUUGCAUCUCCCUUUUAUCUGAACUUCAGAGUACGAUUCUUCAUCUCUGAUCCUAACUCUCUGCAGCAUGAACAGACAAGGCACCUGUACUUCCUCCAGAUCAGGAGUGACAUUAGAGAAGGACGGUUGCAGUGCCCCCUGAGUGCAGCUGUAGUGUUGGCCUCUUACGCCGUGCAAUCGGAGAUGGGGGAUCGCUGUCCGUCUCGACUCCCCGGUUAUCUCUCCAAGUGCCACUUUAUUCCUGAGCAGGAUGAAGACUUCCAGUCUAAAGUGGAGGAUCUGCAUCCACAGCACAAGGGGCUGAAGCAAAGCGAGGCAGAGCUUUGUUUCCUAAACACAGCACGGACACUGGAGUUGUAUGGAGUGGAGCUGCAUGCUGCCAUGGACACUAAUGAUGCCCCUCUGAUGGUGGGUUUGGCCUCUAGUGGUGUUGCAGUAUUCUGUAAUAUGAUUUGCUCCAGUUUCUUUCCCUGGGGGAACAUCAUCAAGAUUUCAUUUAAGAGGAAACGCUUUCUUAUACAUCUGAAACGUAAACAUGGGGAGACCCAGGAUUGUGAGGUGUCUCUAGUUCUGCCCUGUCCCAAGACCUGUAAGAACCUGUGGAGGUCCUGUGUGGAUCAUCACUCCUUCUUCUGCUCCAACCGGAUUGCCAGGAGCCCCAAACACAACAACAGCACAGUUCAGUCCUACAAAAAGCUGAUAACCCAACACCUGGGCCUCGGCAACAGUAAAACUGAGAGUGGUCCAGUGUGCCAGCGUGUGGUGGGAGGGAUGGUGUGGAACCCAGUCCUGCAGAGGUCGAUUUCAUCAGAUUAUCUGGAGACCAAGAGUCUGCCCUCUAGAUCGCCCCCAAACACCCCCAACUGGCGAAGUCCUCGAGUUCGCCACGGCAUCCGUAAACCUCGCCCAUCCUCAGUUGAGCUGACCAAUGACCUGAAAGACAUGUCAGAGGGGGAGGAUGUUUUCUACACAUACAGGGCGUCUUUGAGCAGCAAGGACAGCGAGGGAGACGCUUCACCUCAUCACCAGGGGACAGAUGAUGCUUUGUUGCAAAUUGAUGACAGUAUAGGAGAGGAGGAAGAUGAACACAGCUCACACCACAACAAUAAGGGCGCACUCGGCGACGGUGACUUGAUGCUGAUAUGUAUUGCCCCCGAUCAUGACGGCAAGUUUGGCUUCAAUGUUAAAGGUGGGGUGGAUCAGAAAAUGCCUCUAGCCAUAUCCCACGUUAAACCUGACUCUCCGGCAGGUCGAUGUGAGCCCAAACUCUUAGAAGGAGACCUGCUGGUGCUCAUCAACGGUCGAGACAUUUCUGAACACACACAUGAUCAGGUUGUCAUGUUCAUAAGAGCCAGCAGAGAGUCGCACUCAAGAGAGCUGGCCUUGCUCAUCAGACGUAAAGGUCCUGGCCGGGUGGCACCCCUGCUGCAGUUGCCUUCCGCCCUCACACUCACCAGCCAAUCACAGGGAGACAAGCUGUCACCUGGCCAGUUGGAGCGGGUCACGACACUGGAGGAGUCGAUGAGACAGCUGGAGAGAGGAAUACAAUCUGGCACACUCUGUUUCCAUUUUGAGAAUUUAUACAGGAGAAAGCCUGGUCUCUCACUAAACUGUGCUCGGCUCCCUGAGAACAUGGACAAGAAUCGAUAUAAGGAUGUUUUACCUUAUGAUGCCACCAGAGUGGUGCUCCAGGGACAGGAGGACUACAUUAACGCCAGCCACAUUGAGGUGGUGCCCCCAGUGUCUGGUGUAUGUUUACGUUAUGUUGCGGGUCAGGGUCCAUUGCCACAGACCUGCACUCACUUUUGGCAGACUGUUUGGGAGCAACAGAUACACACCAUCAUCAUGCUAACAACUCUGACAGAGAGGGGACGGACCAAGUGCCACCAGUACUGGCCGCAUCCGCCGGAAGUGAAGGAUUACGGGCACAUGCGCGUGAAGUGUCACUCUGAGGAGUGUAACCUGGCGUAUGUGACGCGGCAGUUCACUCUGAAACACACACAGCGGGGUGAGGAACGUGCAGUCACACACCUGCAGUAUGUCGCGUGGCCCGACCACGGUGUACCCGAUGACCCUUCAGACUUCCUGCUGUUCAUCAGCUCAGUCAGGGAGAGGAGGAGAGGUGAAGAGCCACUAAUGGUACACUGCAGUGCUGGGAUUGGACGGACAGGUGUUCUUAUCACCAUGGAAACGGCACUCACUCUGUUGGAUGGG
Messenger RNA from Perca fluviatilis (European perch), 2770 nucleotides. RefSeq names its product protein tyrosine phosphatase non-receptor type 3 (gene ptpn3). The annotation marks the transcript as partial. The transcript has 26 exons. Gene Ontology annotation, biological process: protein dephosphorylation. Lineage: Eukaryota; Metazoa; Chordata; Actinopteri; Perciformes; Percidae. Gene Ontology annotation, molecular function: protein binding; protein tyrosine phosphatase activity. Gene Ontology annotation, cellular component: cytoplasmic side of plasma membrane; cytoskeleton; cytoplasm. The record is from RefSeq and is a predicted model, not a curated record.